Molecule: messenger RNA, 1437 nt
Organism: Penicillium macrosclerotiorum
Lineage: Eukaryota; Fungi; Ascomycota; Eurotiomycetes; Eurotiales; Aspergillaceae
Product: putative Golgi transport complex component Cog5
Exons: 1
Coding region: 1-1437 (478 amino acids)
Biological process (GO): intra-Golgi vesicle-mediated transport
Cellular component (GO): COG complex
Source: RefSeq, a predicted model, not a curated record
AUGGCCGAAGGAGAACCUUCCUAUAUUGAUUAUGAAGCCUUCCUUGACCCCGACUUCUCACCUGCCGGCUUCGCCAACACGCUCGUGCAAAGCACCAAUAAUGCCACAGAUACGCCAUUGGAUCUGUCGACACCAUUGUCAAGGGUACUUUUCGAUCUCCAGGAGAUCGAUACGCACAUCCACGCCCUGACAACAAAGUCCGCGUUGCCAUUGCUAUCACAUACACAAACCCAAACGGCCGCCGGCGAACGUAUCUUGAAGGAAUCGGGAACGCAGAUCGCAUCGGUGACCCAAGGAUAUGAGCGGCUACAAAAGGAGGUCUUACAGAAAUGGAAGACUGCUGACGAUGCGCGAAUUGCUGCGGAGAAUUCACUGGCGACGGUUCGGCUGGCACGGGCUGUUGCACGCUGCUUGGCGCUAGGGCGACAACUGGAGAGUCAAGUGGCUGAAAUCACUGGCCGGCCAGGAGCAGGACAAAAUCAAAUCGGAGGUGCUGACGAGAUGCAAACAGGGAAAGAGGGAUUCCGAGCGUUGGAACGGGCUGCGAAUACCAUCCUAAACCUGCGACAAAUGUUCUCGGCUUCAGACGAAAACGAUGAAGGCUACGGUUUAGAGCGAGUCAGGGUUAUGCGCACAUUGCGCAACGAAUUUGUGAUCCCAGCCGAAAAUAUGGUGAAAUCAAGAGCGCAACAGGCCAUCAACCGGUUUACGAUUUCGACUUCGGCUUCCAAUGGUCACUCCGUGCCAUUGAGUUACAAGCAAGUUCGAGAUGCACGAGCACGCCUAUCGACGGCUGCUAGUACACUUUAUCUCCUGUCUCCGCUGCCUAGGGAAAGCAUCACAGCCUCCACAUACAAACCAGAGCUUCUGCUUUCAACUCUUCAAGGGUACAUGCAAACCGCUAUCAUGACAUCUGUGAAUUCCUUGGCCAGGGCGUUGUCACAACUUCCCACCAUGGACCGCACGCUCGGCGAGGUCUCCGCACGAUGUCAGGACAUCGUCGCGCUUGAGUCUAUCCUGAGAAUCCUUCAGCCACCCCAUCAUCCUUUCCUGAACUUUGCCGCCACUGCCGAUCAAUCCCCUUCGAACCUAGAGAGCGAGAUGGAAGCUACGAAGACCAACCUUCUCCAACCCCUUCUCCAAGCAUUGGACACCUCGUCCUUACCGUCCUAUUACUGGCGCUCAGUGGCUUCUGCUCUCACCUCACGUGUGCAGGAGAUCCUCAAUCGCGGCGGCGUAUCUGCUCGCACACUCCGGUCGAAUCGGGACCGACUUAAAAUGGAGAUUAGAGAAUGCGUGAUGCGCGCAUCCCAUGUGUCUACCACCAGUCUCUUGGCCGAGAAGGGCCGGUCUGGACCGGACACCGUCAGCGUGGGUAAUUGGGAACGGGAAGCCGCGGUAAUGGUGAGCUCUGUUGUCGGACCCAUUGGCCGGUGA